This is a messenger RNA of Protopolystoma xenopodis, 642 nucleotides long. The record is from the annotation of a GenBank genome assembly. Lineage: Eukaryota; Metazoa; Platyhelminthes; Monogenea; Polystomatidea; Polystomatidae.
AUGAGUCAUAAUCUUAUUGCAUCCAUCCAGCCAUCCGGACCAGGCUUGACACCGCUCAGUCUCUCAUACUCCACCUCUCACUUGCGCCCCAAUGUGCCUCUGACAGGCUCUACCACAGAAUCUUUGGAUCAGCGCCACAGCCAACAAGCCAGUGAUGGUUUAUGCUCCGACUUCGAACGAGAGGCUGAAACAUACGAUCCGCUACCAUCAGUCCCGGUGUCUGAAUCUUCGUUAUUACCUUCGUCUUUGUCCUCUCCUUCCAAGUCUACGACUUUUUUGCGUCUUUUGGUCAUCAAGAAUUAUUUAACUAAGGCACGUCGUUUGCUAACGCGUGUUCGCUUCGAGAUGAGCCAGGCCUUGGCUGUCGCGUCAUUCGAGUCCAGUUAUGGGGACAAAGCCCUAAUUAGAGAACCAAAUCCACUUCAGCAAGAUUCUGUGGCUUACGGCGAAACUGUAUUUGCAUCCGAUACCAAGGAGGCUCGCAUCGCUCAGCGCCGCGGUCAACCAACUGGUUAUAGAAUAGAUGAAUUAGAGUCAACCUUGGAUAAGAUUACUGCCAGAUCCAGAGAAGGUGGGCUUUUCAUGGAGCUAAGUGAGGCUACGCGUUGCUCGUUUGUGGCCUUGGUGCUUAUUGGUGAGUAG